Messenger RNA from Cladocopium goreaui, 688 nucleotides. The record is from the annotation of a GenBank genome assembly. Lineage: Eukaryota; Dinophyceae; Suessiales; Symbiodiniaceae.
UCACCUUUCCAUUGCUGAACGGCCUGGCGCCAUGGCUUCCAGAAUGGAUUCGGGCUUGGAGGGAAGCAUGCAGAGUCUACCCACCAAGGAAGAGACUCACGAUGAUGGCGAGAGUGUGCGUGUCUACUUGCGGGUGCGACCAGCCACAGAGAGGGAGUUGGCCAUUGCAAGUCCACAGGUGAUCUUUGUGGAUGGUCCAUCGGUGGUGGUGAAGUCGGAUCCGCCACGUUCCUUCACCUUCGAUGGGGUCCUCGGAGAGACCUCCACGCAACAGGAGGUCUUCGAAAGUGUUGGGCGAGCUGUGGGCUCUAGCUGUUUGGCCGGCUACAACGGGAGCGUCUACGUCUAUGGCCAAACCGGGGCCGGGAAGACUCACACCAUGUGCGGACCCAUCAACUCGGUGCAAUCAAUGCAGUUCGAUGAACGUCGCGGCAUCCUUUGUCGCAUGCUGGACUUUAUUUUCGCCGAGGUGGCCCGACGUGGAGCCGAUGGAAGCUCCAGUGAACAUCGCUGUAGGUGCUCCUUUCUGGAGAUCUACAAGGAGCAGAUCACGGAUCUUCUGGAGCCGCAGAACGCCAACCUUCAAGUGAGAGAGGAUCUCACUCGUGGUGUCUACGUGGAACGCCUCAGUGAGGUUGCUGUCAGCAGCUUGGCGGAAGCCUUUCAGGUGCCGUCGCGCAACCGUUGA